CGUCCUCGCAUGAUCCCCCACCGGCAAUCUAUUCAUCCAAAAAACUACGGGCACGAGGAAGACAGGGCAAGAGCAGGACAGGGGGUGCAAGGGAGAUUGUGAGACAAAGCCGAGGAGCGGCAAGCAGCGAAAAAGCGGCCUAAAGCUCGGAGGUAGCGUGACGAGGAGGGCGAGAGGGGUGUCGCGAGUCUACUUAAAGAACGCAGAAGCUUCCCCACAAUCGCUAGCCCCCCACGGAGCCCCACACCAUAGCUUUAAGCUGUCCGCGCCAGCCCUUCCUCAACUCUCACCCUCGCCCCAAUCCCCUUCCACGUCUCACGCCCUUGUCAGCCCUUUGCUUCCCCGUAGAACGCCCAACGGCCCGCCCUAUUGGUUCCGUGCCGCUUCGAAAGCAAAACGCCCGGGGUCUUAGCAAGCGCAAGGCCUGUCUCACCCAUCUUUCCUCCCUAUCGACCGCAUCCAAUCCCCAUCAUGUCCUCCUCACCUACCAAGGAAGAGGGCAAGGAGUCUCCCCUUGGCCUGACUACGACCGCCUCUAACGAGUAUGGCCAUCACAACCUCGAUGGCGGCAGGCACAUUGCUCCGCCUAGCAAGAUCACCACCAAGUGCCUGCUCCUGAUGUUCACUAUUUGCACGGGUGGCUUCCUGUUUGGAUACGACAUUGGUGUUAUCUCCGGAUGCCUCAUCAUGAAGGACUUUGUUUUGCGAUUUGGCGGCGGCUUGAAUCCUGAGACGGGCGCUUGGGAGCUCCCGACCCAGACCCAGUCACUGAUUACCAGUCUCUUGGGCGCCGGUACCUUCUUCGGUGCCCUUCUGCAAGCCCCCAUCUCCGACUGGCUCGGUCGUCAAAAAGCCAUGGUCACCUGGGCAGUCGUCUUUACCGUUGGCGCCGUCAUUCAGACUGCCACCGAAACGUCCCUCGCCCAGAUGAUCGUAGGUCGCUUCAUUGCUGGUCUUUCCGUCGGUGCACUCUCCGGCUUGUGCCCCUUGUACCUCGGUGAGACUGCCCCCAAGGCUAUUCGCGGUAUGAUGGUCUCGGGCUACCAGCUCCUGAUCAUUACCGGUAUCGCUGUGUCCUACGGUAUCUCUUGGGGUAGCUCCAACGCCGUCAACUCUUCGGCAUCAUGGCGUAUCCCCGUCGGGCUCCAGAUGCUCUGGGGUGUCGCUCUCAUCGGCCUCAUGGUCUUCCUUCCCGAGUCCCCUCGUUGGGAGCUUCAACGCGGCAACCAUGACCGCGCUCGUAUUACCAUGGCCGGCAUGCGUGGCAUCUCCCUUCGCGACACCCCUCAGGGUCGCCGCGGAGACGACGCCAUGGAGGAGGAGCUCGAGGAGAUGGAGUACUUCAUCGGCAAGGAGCGCGAGGUCUUCAAGAACACCAACUAUGUUACCUCAUACGUCCGCUGCUUCUCCCUCGACCGCCAGCUGUGGCGUCGCACCCUGACUGGCUGCCUGGUCCAAGUCUUCCAGCAGCUCAACGGCCAAAACUUCUACUACUACUACGGCCCUACCUUCUUCUCUGCCGCCAACGUGUCGCUCAACUCGUAUGAGAUCCAGUUCAUCCUGGGUAUCGUCUCUUGGGUCUGCACCUUCCCCGCCCUCUACCUCAUCGACAAGGCCGGACGUCGUCGCUCUUUGAUCUGGGGCAACUUCGUCUGCUUCGUCUGCGCCUUCAUCGUAGCCUUUGUCGGCAAGUACUCGCUUGCUCCCGCUGGCUUGCCUGCAGACCAGGUCACUUCCGGUCAGCACGCUGCAGGCAAUGCCUUCAUCGCAUUCGCCGUCUUCCACCUGGCAUCCUUCUCCGUAGCCGUCGGACCGACCCCCUGGGUUCUUCUCUCGGAGCUCUACCCUCAGGAGCUUCGCGCCAAGUGCGUCUCCUUGGGCAGCGCCUCCAACUGGUUCUGGAACUUCAUGCUGGGCUACUUCAGCCCUCCUCUCAGCGCUCAAUACGGCCCCUUGAUCAUGCUGAUCUUCGGUUCUCUGUGCCUCACGGCCGCCAUCUUCGUCUUCCUCGUCCUCCCCGAGACCCGCGGUCUGUCCCUCGAGCAGGUCGACCUCCUGUUCCAGAGCGGUGUCAAGCCCUGGAAGUCUCGCGACUGGGUCCCCCCUGUCGGCGAUGCCAACCGCAACACGCUGGGUACGGCGAAGAAGGUUGCGGCCGAGACUCACGCUUGAGGAGGAGGCGGCGGCGGCGCUGAGGCAUGCGCGGACUGUGGCGCAUUGUCCUGCCCUGUGACGUUCUGUGCUCUCUUCUGAUCCUUCCUGUUGUUUUACAUAUCCCGAUUUGAAUCAAAGAGACACGAAUAUAUGGUGAUGAUAAGUGG
Jaminaea rosea is the source of this 2321-nucleotide messenger RNA. Its product is annotated as putative monosaccharide transporter. The record is from RefSeq and is a predicted model, not a curated record. The transcript has 3 exons. Gene Ontology annotation, cellular component: plasma membrane. Gene Ontology annotation, biological process: transmembrane transport; carbohydrate transport. NCBI's taxonomy places the organism in Eukaryota, Fungi, Basidiomycota, Exobasidiomycetes, Microstromatales. Bases 472 to 2172 code for a protein of 566 amino acids. Gene Ontology annotation, molecular function: carbohydrate:proton symporter activity.